Molecule: messenger RNA, 1368 nt
Organism: Ilyonectria robusta
Lineage: Eukaryota; Fungi; Ascomycota; Sordariomycetes; Hypocreales; Nectriaceae
Exons: 3
Coding region: 76-1368 (430 amino acids)
Source: RefSeq, a predicted model, not a curated record
CUGACAUGUUACAGAACACAACCAAGAGCAGACGAGAUACGACUACCCAUCAAAUGUGACUGUACUACUGCGAAUAUGUCAUUUCAAUUCGUUGACAACAAUACCGCCUUUAGCUGUGCCACCAGGAAGCAAAUCCGCAGCCACGCGGGCAAGGGUCGGACUGCCGGCAAGGUGCUCGUGCCUGUAUCCAAGAAGAAAGAGUUGAAACCCAGAGUCGCCGCCGCUACUAGCCUCUUUAGCAUCUCAGACACGGCAUCGGAAGCGUCUGAGGCGCAAUCGAACGAAGAUGUAGGCGUUGAAAUUGUCCGCCCGGUCGGAGAUGGUUUGUCCUUUCCAGUAAAACUAGCUCCUGGGUCCACACGGCUGGCACGAAAAGUACUUGACUUGUUGAGGGGACCAAGAUAUGCGCCGGAGCUGAGCAACGCCAUUUCAUUUCCGAGUGGAGGCGUUUCAAUGUGGGUUCGAUACAUGUUGCUUGACGAAGCUUGGUCAGUUUCGUCGAGGUCUCAUUCACGUCAAAGGGCUUCGGUAGAUGACGGAGUUGCGGGGAGGAUUAUCCCAGCUCGCACAAACGGAACCUGGCCUGACUACAAUGAUACUGAGGUGAAAUGUCCACAACGCGGUGAUUCGCUGAAUCUGGAUGCUAAUUCUUGUCAAAGAGUUGAUUUGGAAUGCUCCCUGCAAUUGGGGUCGGAGACCCUAUUUACCGUCGAGGACGUCCGACGAUGUAGCCACGCGUUGUUUGGACAUGAUGGAAACUGGAGCGGGGAGAAAAUUCAAGAUGCUGUAAGCAGCAUUGACCUUCGCUUGUCUACACAGUUGGGUACCGACCUAUGGGAGCUUUUUGUCGAUAUCAGAAAGUUUGCAUGGGGUCUCAACGACGCAAGCGUUGGCCGUCGACCAAAGAUGAGCGGGGAUGAACUUCAUGAAUUUCUAAUAGUGCUUGGGUAUCGCCUUGUUUCCGCCAGCUCUCUGGACCAACUUCGAUUCCCCAGCCAUUUGCACGCGCCAAUUCAAUUCGGUUUAGCGUCAUUCCUGGUGACGUUCUUGCGAGGUCUUGACAGGAAGACGAUCCGGUACCCUCGGAUAUCCACGUUAUCUUGGUCAGCAGCUCAGCAUGACUUUACGGCGCAACGAGAGGAUCAAGAAGUGCUGCUUUGGCUGUUGUUUAUUGGGAGAUAUACGAUAUUUACGCAAACAGAUGAUUCCUGGCUGAUUCCAAAAGUGAAGGUCGCAGUGGAGGCCCUCGCACUGCAAAGUUGGGAAGAUGCACGACGAACACUUGCAACAUUCCCGUGGGUCGGUGAUCUGCACGACAAAGCCGGCCAAAGUUUGUGGGACGAUUCAACUGCUUUUACAGAGCACUGA